Messenger RNA from Erigeron canadensis, 829 nucleotides. Its product is annotated as ATP-dependent Clp protease ATP-binding subunit CLPT2, chloroplastic-like. The transcript has 5 exons. Bases 64 to 765 code for a protein of 233 amino acids. The record is from RefSeq and is a predicted model, not a curated record. Lineage: Eukaryota; Viridiplantae; Streptophyta; Magnoliopsida; Asterales; Asteraceae.
AAAAGUGGUUAGCCUCACCUAAAAAAUUGGUUGAGCAGCUUAAAUUUGUUUCAAGUCCAGAGAAUGGGGUCACACACUCUGUUUUCAUCUGCUACAUGUUGCCAUCAUGAUUCUGUUUAUAAAAAACCCGACCCGUUUACCCAAAUAAACAUGUUACAACAAAGUCAAUGGUUAGGGACUAUCAGAUUCCCCCUUAAUUACUCGAAUCUGCGACCCGCCUCAUCCAAGACCCGACCCGUAUCCGCCACCAUUACUUUCAGUCUCCCAACAGCGAAUCCUGAAAGGUUCAAAUCUACGAGUACUGAGAAAGCAGCCGGGUGGUCAUUGAAAGGAAUAAAGGCAUUUGCAAUGGGGGAGUUGGAAGCGAGGAAGCUCAAGUUUUCCGCAACUGGUACCGAGGCUAUUCUCAUGGGAAUUUUGGUUGAGGGGACGAAUCGUGCUUCAAAACUCUUGCGUGCAAAUGGCUUCACAUUAAUGAAAGUGAGGGAGGAGGCCAUCAAAUUGAUCGGAAAGCCUGACUAUUUCUUUUUCAGUCCCGAGCAUCCUCCUCUAACUGAAGCGGCCCAAAAGGCCUUGGAUUGGGCUGUUGAUGAAAAACUUAAAUCAGGUGAUGAUGGGGAAAUUACAACUUGUCACCUGCUUCUUGGAGUAUGGUCCGAGAAAGAAGCUGCAGGGUGCAAAAUAAUGGUUACUCUUGGCUUCAAUGAUGACAUAGCAAAAGAACUUCACUCUUUAAUUUCUAAACCUGGAUUUGUUGAAGAUUAACUUCUUCUCCAGCAUGCAUUGUUAUCACUCUUUCCCUUCCAAAUGAAUCACCAUUUAAUUUUAA